Messenger RNA from Schizophyllum commune H4-8, 510 nucleotides. RefSeq lists its product as uncharacterized. Bases 14 to 376 code for a protein of 120 amino acids. The record is from RefSeq and is a predicted model, not a curated record. NCBI's taxonomy places the organism in Eukaryota, Fungi, Basidiomycota, Agaricomycetes, Agaricales, Schizophyllaceae. The transcript has 2 exons.
UCCGUCUUCCAUUAUGGUACACUCGUCGGUGCUCGCGCUGAUAUGUCUGUGGAUGGCGACCAUGGUGUCUGCACAGUUCGGCUUCUUUGACCAUAUGUUUGGGAACCAGCAGCAGCAGUUUCAGCAACAGCAGCAACAGCGUUCGCAUGCGUCCCAGUGGGCAGCAUAUCAGGAGAGCGUACCAUGCUCAAAAUACCUCUGCCCUGGAACUCUUGACUGCGUCGCAAAGCCCUCGGAAUGCCCAUGCCCCCACGUCCAAGACAUCAAGUGCCUCAUACCCGACAAGGACGGCGACGCGACGGUGGUUUGCGUUCGAGGAGAGGAAGGGUGUAGUCAAGUGGGGAAGCUUGCACGAACGAAGGUCGUCCAGGCAUAGAAUACGCGAGGUACGUAACGGCCCGCUAUAGCUUACACUAUCCUAGUGCGCUAACCAUAACCUUGCAAUGAAGUCCCUCUUGACUCCGGAGAGCCCUUCGAGAACUAUCAUACUGUACCACAACACACCUGCAU